GCCAACAGCUUUCUCGUAUAUCACGACAUCUCGGGUUAUGGUAAGGGCGAGAAACUGUAACGGAUGUAUGUGGUUGUCCAGAUUUAAAUUAGUUUUUGACAUUUCAAACUCUUCUUAAAUAUUUAAUGAUUUAUGUAUAAGAUUUCAGGGCAUCCAGAAGUAUGGACCUAGAUUUUUCUUUACUAACAUUCAGCCCGUCCCACGCGAAGAAGAAUUUGAAGUUAUCGAGUGCAAGCAAAAGAUCUUCAAAACUUAAACUGAGGCACAAACAACUUUAUUCAGUUAAAACGAAAGGCACAGUUCCUUGUCAGGAGAAAUGUACUUCUACAAACAAUUUAAAAAGUGUGCAAGAAACGUUACCAAAAAUAGAUUUUGCUGUUGGUGACAAUGUUAAGCAGUUCUUUGGUGCAGUGCAUGAUAAACCUGUCAUUAAAUCACGUGUUGGUAAAGGAAAGGAGAACCGAGGAAUUGACUCGUGCACUGUGGAUUCAACUUGUGAUUCAGGAUGGCUAGGCACAACUACUGCCAAGAAUGAUCACAAAAGGUGCCGUAAACUUUCAUCUGAUCACUGUCUUGAAAAUGGGUCCUCAAGGAAGAAACGUUCAAUUGAAGUAGUAAUGAAUAGCUCCAAUCAAAAUACAAUAGAUGAUUUGAUGUCCAAAAUGAAUACUUGUAUAUCAACAUGUGGGAAAUCAUCUGGGUCGUCAUGUGGAAGCUCACGAUAUUUUUCCUGUUCUCAGAAUGCCCCAGAAUGCUCUGUAGUGUUAAUUCCAGAGUCAAGCUGUUCUUCAGUGGACCAAAGAUCAUAUGAAAAGGGAAAAAAUAAUGGAGUGAAUGGUAGUAUCAUUGUUAUAUCUGAUAGUAGUAGUACUUCAAGUGUUAUUUCAAAUUCUAUUUGUAAAAGACAAAUGAAGCAUUCAUUAACUUCAGUAACUAAAGAACAAAGGAGUGAUGUGCAAAAAGUGAAAUGUAAGGUAGUUGGAGAUACAUCUGAUGGUGAAAAUGAUGUAUUAGGAGCAAAUAAUGAGGCCCCCUGUUCUUCAAAUUCAAUUGUAAGAAGCCCUUUGGACUCAGAUUCAAAGCUUGAGACUUGUAGUAACACCAGACAUGAAGGAGGUCAUGUUACAGAUGUAGAAUUUACACUUCCAGCCACACCACCCCAACUAAACCAAGCAAAGUAUCAGGACAUUAAAAAUUGGUUAUCAAAUGUAAAAUCUCUAGACAAAAGUGAUUGUGAUGAUGCUGAUGAAACACUUGAAGGAAAUAGCGUACAGAAGACUGAAGAGACUGAAAGAAGUACAGAUACUAAUGUUGAUUUGAAUUCAUCAGCUGAAGAAAUCCUGGACAGUUUGUACGGAACAGCAUGGCGCAAACAGAAUGCAAAUUCAAAGAGGCAUAAUACAGUACCCUGUAAAAAGAAAUGCUCAAGAAAUGUGCCUGUUGCUAGGCAAUAUACUGAAUGUAAGAAGCAGAAGGUAGCCAAGAGUGGACAAUCUGUUGUCAGUAGUACUGACAGUGAAGAGUUUGAUAACUUUUUGAAGAAUGUACGCCAAAAGUUUGAAUCAACCCGAAGGAAUUCUGUUCUGGCAACACCAGACUUUAUUGAUGAUGAUGAUUAUGACAACUCUCUUACAUUCUAUCAGAAUGUGUGUAAUAGCAAGGAUGUUAAGCAGGAUGCAUUGUGUUUGAAUUGGAAGCCGGACAGGAGUACGCCUCUAUACAGCGUGGGUGCAUGCAGGCAGCUGUCUUUUUCAAACAGUGGUGAUGAUGGUGAUGACGAGCCUGCUAAAGAGCAUGGCUAUAUUAAAAAUCAUGAUAAACCAAAGACGAAGAACAGUGAUAAGAAAUUAGAGGAUUUAAAGAAAAAGAAAAAUAUGAAAAGGCCACAGAAAAUUUUAGUGUCUCCAGUAAAACAAACUUUGGUUAAACGGACUCCAAAGACAGUGGGUCAAACCAAACUGAAGUCUUGUGUAAACAAACAAGUCGGCAACAAGUUUUGCUCUCCAGUUCUCAGCUUCUUGGGAUCACUCUCAGCUGGAACUCCAAGUGGACGCUGCCACCCAGAAGCACAGUAUUAUAAAGAUAAAUUCGGGAAGAAGAAAGAAGAACUAUGCAGAAAACUGUUCACAAUGUACAAUGAUAAAAUUUUUGAUAAUAAGCUUCCUCAAGAUAUGCUUGUGGAAUGGAAUGUUAGGUUGAAGCGUACAGCUGGUUUCUGUUAUAAUCGCCGGACAGUGAUUGCGCCUGGAACCAAGAUCCGGACUUCACGAAUUGAACUUUCAACGAAGGUGUGUGACACAGCUGAUCGCUUACGAGACACCCUGGUUCAUGAGCUGUGCCAUGCAGCAACUUGGGUUGUGGAUGAUAUUAAGGAUGGACAUGGACCCCAUUGGAAAGCUUGGGCCAGGAAAGCUAGGCAUGUGUUUCCAGAACUGCCACCAAUAAAACGCUGCCAUGAUUACAACAUUCAGACCAAAUUCACAUACAGAUGCACAGGAUGUGGCUACAGUAUUGGUCGUCAUUCCAAAUCCUUGAAUGUUGCCACUAAAAGAUGUGGACAUUGUUAUGGCAUAUUUGAACUCCUUAUCAAUACCAGGAGGAAAUCUGGCACCAUUGCACAGGAGGCUCUUAAGAAACGGAGUCCUGCUGGGUUUGCUCGUUAUGUCAAGGAGAACUACAGCUCUGUGAAACAGUCGAGGACGGAUCUAAAGCAUGGUGAUGUGAUGCGGCUGUUAGGGCAACAAUUUUCUGCCGUGAAGAUUGGACCAGAUGUCAGGAAACCACAUUAAGCCCAAUUGCUGAUAUAAUUGUGCCACAGUCAGCAAUAGGUGGGCUGAUGUGAUAAGGUUUAAUAUGUCAGAUAUUUUGUGACCGUAUAUUCAGUAAUUCAUGAUUUAGAUUGAAUGUCUUUUUUUUUUUUCAUUUGCUAUUGAUUUGCCUUCCUAGAUGAUGGUUGCAGACAACCACUACAGUGACAUUGCUUUGCUUUAAAUUAUACUAUACACAGUCCUGAGUAUGAACAACUUAGUUGUACAUUCCUGUGCAUAUAUUUAAAGAUACAAACAUUUUUAAUGUUUUGCGUUACCCACAGUUUAACAGAAAAUGUACUUUCAGACACCAGAAUGGAGGCACAAAUGAUCCCAUCUCACUCUGUUAGAACAAAAUCAUUGCCAUACAUUAUUUUAUUAAUUUACUUUCUAUACCGGUGGUACCACUACAAAUGUAAACUGCUUGGAGCAAGUGAUUCAUGGCAGCGUAAUGAUGUAGAAUUUUAAAUUCGGGAUCUGUGUGAAUUUUACAACUUAAUUUUGUUGUAAGAUUACUAAACCUUUGAGGUCCAUAUGAUAAUCAUGCAGGUUUUCUUUUAUUUUGUUUGGAUCUUUAAACUCUUGGACUUGGUCCAACAUUGGACUGAUAAUGAAAUUUGGAUGUAGGACUGAAUUUAAUUCAGGACCUCUUUAGAGGGCCAUUUAUUUGUACAUUAUGGCAAAACAAAAUGCCAUUAUUUUUUCCUCCCCUAGCCCAAGUCCCACAUUCACUGUUGUAUUUGACUGGAAUGUUGUUUUCUUCAUUUAACCAACUGACGCGACUGAUCGCCCGAGAAGAUUUUGUUGACUAACAUGAGAAAUAUCCAAGAUCAUGUGAUCAAACUGUAAUCCAUUUGUUGUGUCAUAUUUGCUUUGGAUUCACAUUCAUGAAGAAAAUCACUGAUGCACAUUUAUCAGUCACAUGAUAUUCUAGUUAUUUUGAUUGCUAUAUGAAAAAACCAAGAUAAACUUUCCAACUGAAAUUGCCAUGCACAAUAUUUUUCGUUUCAACAGAUGACAUAACCGGAUUGCUCCAGUAAUAAUUGUAUGUAAAUAAGGUGAUUUUAAUUUGGGGGAAAAAAUAUGAAUACUGUAACUGCUAUGACUUUCUCUUGUAAUAACUUUUUAGUUUUGAUAACUGUUUGUCUUCUCAGCAUAACGGGCGGAUAAUGUUCAUAUAGACAGUCAUUUUUAAAUAUGAUCUAAUUAUUCGACCAAUUGAAAUUAUUAAGACUGACAAAAAUCUGACUAAUAUGAAUUUUAUUUUCCUGAAAAUUUAAGAUUGUGAAGGGUCAUCUUAUAUUUGGGUGAAUACGGUAUAUACAUCACAGUACAAAGCUAUUCAUACUUUGGACACACUUGUAUUUGUUUUGUGUGUUUAUAGUAACUUGCCAGGAGUAAGCAGGAGGUGACGUCUGAGCAGAAUUUAGCUUUGCUAAAUGGUGACUGCCAUGUCAGAAUAUAAAAUAUUCAAGUACUACUUUAUGUCAGUAGAAGAUAAAGCUCGUGGGAUUAAGUUGUGCGGUGCUGUUGGAAUUUGUAAAUCGUGGGCAUGUGCAAUCAUGGAAGAAGAGAGGGUGUUAUAACACAAGUUUCAGAAUCCUUAAAACUGAAAAAACAAAUAAAUAUGAAGGUGGAUUAGAGUUGACCUGGACUUUUUUUAUUUACACAGAAUCAUACAUGUCAGAAUCACAAAACUAUUACCCCCUUUAAUUAUAUUGUCCCUCUAUACUGCCGUGGCAAGGCACUAAUGCCGGCAGCAAAGACUGACUGCAUAGCCAGUUCAGGGCACCUCACCUUUGUGGUGCCAUUCUAAACUGGACCUCUUUGAUUCUGAGUGAAGCAGUGUACCCAUGUCUCGUCACAAGUCUCUUCAUUUCAGAAAUUGCAUUUCCCUCCAGUUCAGCGUAGUUCAAAUGGUCGGAAUCCACAGAAAAAUAUUUACCUUCCGGUUGAACGUCAGCUUCUUCGGAUCCGCCGUGCACACACUUUCUUGAACAAUAAGUGUUCACAAAUGAUUAUCUAUUUACUCUCAACACUUAUGUGUACUGUGGAUACAAUAUCUUGCACUUUAAUUCAUCUUUUCUUUCAUAAAUACCUCCUCAGUGCAAUGAAUGUUCACAUCUGUGACAGCUGUCAGUUGCACAUGACCAUGUGGUCUGUAGUGACCUAAUCAUACACAAUUGCAUGUGAUAAAGUCUUUUCCCCAUAAUGUGCAUUUAGCCUGAGGAUAAUUUUAGCCAGUUUAACUUUCUCACAUCAGAAAUGUGAUGAUAAAGCUUGGAGUGACAUUUUGUACUACUUCUAAUGUGAAAACAUGAAGGGUAUGGUUGUGUGUGGAAAGUGAGAGCAGUGUUCCCACCAUCUGUGAUGAAGGGUAAAAGUCCAGUUCAAUCUUGAACCAACCUCGUAACUUCCCCAUGAACUGAAGUAUUGAGAAGGGAGAUUGUCUUAUAUUUAGUAAGUAUGGUAUAUGUAUUAUUCAGUAAAACUGUUCUAACAUUUUUUUUAUGUUGGUAUUCUAAAAAGUAAUGCCAUGUGGACUUGUAGGUAGGUAUCAGUGUUUUGCUUCCAUCUUUUGGGCUGAAAUGUUGGUAUUUAUGUAUAGGUCCAUAUAUUGUCAUCUUCACCACUGAAAAUUCCAUACAUUCUGAUUUUUGUGUGAUGACAUUUCACAGCUGUUAUGUAGCUGACAUGUCGGAAAAGGUUGUUAAAAUAUAGCAGUGGUUUAAUGAUAUAGGAUCUUGGGUAUUAUACAGUUGUGGUGUUGGUGGUGGAAUUUUUAUUAAAAACUUCAUAAAAUACUGCCUUGACCAAUGAGAACUGUAAUCGUAUUUGAAGGCCUAGAUAAAUAUUUAUGGUUUAUGUUAAAUUCUCAUGAAAUCAUGUUUUUAAUCUAGUAAGAUAAAAUGGCUAUUGAAGAUUACUGUCUUCUGGGUUGUUGCACCUUGUAGUCUGAUAGAAGUUUAUCGACUGAUGGUGAUAAUGGAGGCAGCAAGGACCUCUGAAACGUCGGUAAACUUCUACCAGACUACACGGCGCAACAGCCCAGAAGACAGCCAUCUACAGACUCACCUCCUGAAAACCUCAAGUCCUGCAAAGUUGCUGUUGUUACAUAUACUGGUAUUUUAGCUUCGUUCUCUUAUUAUUUGAUAUGGUAUGAUGUCCGUAUGUGAAUGUUUGUCUCAUGCCUCUCCUCCCUAUUAACUAAUGAAACUGUUGAUCAUUUAUCAUGACACUGGAGAUACACUUCAUGCAGUUGGAGGCCACUGUGCCUUUAUAUUUUCAGGUUUCUGACUUCUGAGGUAAGUGCAAUUCUAGUGCCAUUUAAUACAAGGUCUGAAUGUAGUAAGAUUGGAUAUUCCUUAAAUAGCCUAUAAGCAAUGUUUGUCUGGAAAGUAAAAUGUCACAGUUUGCAGAAUGUGCAUGUAUAUUGUUGAAUGUGAUGAUAACUCACUGUAACAAAACAUAUGAAAUUUGGUAUGAUUAUAAUUUAACCUAUAAACUUUAUGUGAAACAUCUUGGGUAUUUAAUUUGAAAACAUUGUUAUAGCUUUAGGAUUAUAUUGGUCACAUUUUAAGAACAGAAAAUCUCUGUAUAUCUGUAGUAAUUAUGGACAAAGAUAUUGAUUUGUAUGAUUAUUAAUUUUAAUUUCUGCUGACCUGUCCGCAAAAAUGGAAGAAUGUGAAGGAAAUGAACAUCUAGUUCUUUACAAUAACUCAUUUUAGAAAAAGUUGUGUUAAUGUCUUGUUUCUUGUGUGUUCAGUAAUACAGUAGUGAUGCAGUUAACACACUUCAGUUUAACCAUGAGGUAAACUAGGCAGAAGAAAUGGGGGCAGCAAAAAACUGAAUGAAAUGAAAUAUUAAAAAGUAGAAUAUAAGCAUCUAAAAAUAAAGACAUAAGGAAAGAAUGAGCGAGUGUUCACACUCGUGGCCUUGUAAUAUCCUGCCAACAUUAAGUGGUGUGGUAUAUAUAUGUUUGAUUGUGUAAUGAGGUUGGAAAAAUAACCAGUUUGCACAUUCCUGACAAACAGCUGGCUUAAGAAUAGGCUACUUUAGUCAUUUAGUUGAAGCUGUUGCAUGACAUCUUGUGGUAAAAGGUUCUUAUGCUUUUGUUUGAUUUUCUUUGUUUUAAUUUGUCCUUAAUUUCUUUAAAAGGAAUAGUGAUGUACAUUUCUUUUAGUACAUAUUUUGUAUAAAGUGUAGAACAUUGGCAGUA
Molecule: messenger RNA, 7026 nt
Organism: Zootermopsis nevadensis
Lineage: Eukaryota; Metazoa; Arthropoda; Insecta; Blattodea; Termopsidae
Cellular component (GO): nucleus
Source: RefSeq, a predicted model, not a curated record